Messenger RNA from Harpegnathos saltator (Jerdon's jumping ant), 1836 nucleotides. RefSeq names its product probable G-protein coupled receptor B0563.6. Gene Ontology annotation, molecular function: G protein-coupled receptor activity. Gene Ontology annotation, cellular component: membrane. Gene Ontology annotation, biological process: G protein-coupled receptor signaling pathway. The annotation marks the transcript as partial. The record is from RefSeq and is a predicted model, not a curated record. NCBI's taxonomy places the organism in Eukaryota, Metazoa, Arthropoda, Insecta, Hymenoptera, Formicidae. The transcript has 4 exons.
UAUGUUGCAGGUUACUCCGCGGCGGCACUCCUGGCGAUUCUCUUCUGCAUCCCCUUCGCGCUCAGGGUGCUCAUCCAUAAAGAAACGGGAGGAUGGACCAGCUGGUCGCAGGCCUUCUACCAUGUCCAUCUCGAGCUCUUCCUCGGUAACGGUUGCCUGGGGGUUGGAGUAAUGAUGCUUCUGGCAUUGACAGUGGAGCGUUACGUAAGCGUCUGUCAUCCUGGACAACACACACGGCCACUCUGUGGACCUCCUCACCUAACAGUGGUGCUCAUACCACUGGCUACAUUUCUCGUUUAUCUGCCGAGCGUAUUUCGGGAUGAAAUUACGACCUGCCUGCUGGCGCCCGGCAGCCCCCUAAUCUACCAGAAGAGAGAGAAUCAGUCGUUUCUCAACUCGUGGUACUAUCAGGUGUACAAGGUGGUGCUGGAGGUGGUUUUUAAAGUGGCGCCGACGAUCCUACUCGCGGGAUUCAAUCUGAGGAUAAUGAUAGUGUACAGGAGAUCCUGCGAGCGACGUCGCAGGAUGACUUUAUCGAGGACCGUCAGCAACGACGAGGAUCCCAGAACUUUCGCCGAGGAGCGAAGGCUCAUCCUGCUUUUAGGUAGCACCAGUAUCCUGUUCCUCGUCUGCGUCAGCCCAAUGGUUAUCUUGAACGUCACUCUCAGCGAGAGUAAUCUCAGCCACUAUCCUUACCAGGUGUUCCGAGCGCUCGCCAAUCUGCUGGAGGUGAUCUAUUAUUCGAUCACGUUUUACAUUUAUUGCCUCUUUUCUGAGGACUUUCGCAACACCCUAAUCCGCACUCUGCAAUGGCCAUGGGUGAAGAACGAGCAGGGCGGCAGGGGGCUGCCCAUGAAGCGGUCUCCGAUACCGAGGCCGACGACGACGACGACGACUCCGCCGACCACCGCGGUCGCAACCCCUGGACAUCUGGCUCGUGCUAGCGUUUAACGCGGAUUUUUUGCCGUCGACUCCGCCGUCAGCCGCCGUCCGGUCGGUCGCUGGCCGUCGCGCAAAAAGAGACGCAAAGAGAGCACGGAUCUAGCACACAUAAUAGUCGCGCGCGUGAAUGCCCGGGUGAAUCAAUUGUACGGGCGUGAACUCUGCGAAACAGCCAAAUAUCCGGACGAUAAAUGAACAAAUAAAAGAGACGCAUGAAAACAGUCCUAGUACCGCGCGGGAAGAGGCGAGCGUCAAAUAAUCUCGUGCUCGAGACCGGCGGCGAGACAGUGUAUGUACCUGUGUAUACAUCCGCGUGUGUAUGUGUGUGCAUGCGUAUGCAUGCACCGGACGAUGCAUAUAGGUUGUCGAAAAUCCCCGGCGGUGUUCAGCACCUACCCUCCCUGCCGUUUCCCUUUCGGCGAGAGCAAAAUAAUUACAGGCGGUGAGGGAAAGCCCGAGCUACAGGCGUCAUCAAUUUUCCCUGCGGGCCGCUCUCCGGGCGAAUCUUCCGAUUCUUACGAGCGAAGUAUCCGAACUAUGUAUAUUUCGUGCACCGGCGGACUAGGGAAUAGUUGCUGACUGCUUGCAGAGAGCAAGCAGCCACAUCCAUGGCGCAGCAUUCUUGCGUACUAACGGCUCAAGCCGGCAGCGUGUCUGCAUGUAGCUGCCGCUAAAGUUCGACUAUUACGGAGGUCAAAUCGACCGAUCCGAUUAGCCGGUUAAUGUACGAAUAUUUCUCUCGAAUGCGCGUGCGAACGUUGAACGGGCGAGCGAGCGAGUGAGCGAGCGAUUCAACAGCUUUCAACAGGGCCGCGGCGAUCGUAUACGAAUAUCUCCUCAUCGGUAGCUGAGAGCUGAGUAGCUCACGCGAGUUAUCGCGUCGACUCCUCGAAA